GGUGAGUCCCGUACUGUCUGUCUCAGAAGGCAGCAGGAAACGUUGCCCUUGCACAUGAGAGUUUGGGAACCGAGCCCCUGCAGGCUCCUAUGCAAAUUGUGAAGAGUCAGUGCUGGUUGGGGGCUGCCUGGACUUGUCUUGCUGUGUCCCCGAGCUGGGAGCUCUGUUAAAGUGUUUGAGGUGGGUUUUUUUUUGUCAUUGUUCAAAAUGUCUUGUCAGAGAAGGACUCGACAGGACAACACUUAUGACAGCUGAUGGGCACUUUGUCAGCGGCUAAUUAAAGACCUAAAUGAAUGUGCAUUUAGCAAUUAAGGGGGAUCACAUCAUAGUUGGAAUCAAUAGCGGACAGUUCAGAUGUUCGGAAGAAGAACUGGGAAAGAGUUUUGCCUUUGGUCUCCUCCCUGUAAGAAUAAACCCCCGCGAACAGGACGAAUAAACGAGGUGAACCAGCUGCCGAAGCCCGGGGGUGAGAAAGAGAAGAGAAGAAAGGGGGAAAUCAUUCUACAACAUGGCGAAGAAAAUCAGCAUUUUAUUUUUUCCUCGCAUUUUCAUAAAACUGCAGUUUAUCAAAAACAAGGUCUCAGACUACAGAACAUCGUGCAGUAGCGCAGUGCGACCGGGAGGCAGCGCCCAAGAGCAGACGGAUAACCAUUCGCACAAAGUGGGGUUAGCACUUGCAGUGUCUCAAUAGGAUAUCUGUCCUAAUUAUUAGUAACACACAGCAUACGUGUUUUACGACGUUACUGAUUCUAAACUGAGAAGCAUUAAAAAUUCAACAGAAUCAGUUUCGGAACCAAUAGCAUUUGCGGCGUUUUUUAAACGCCUCUCGGUGAGUUAACCGACGCUCCAGCUACUGGACAGGAGGCUGAUGAGACCUGAUGCAUUAAUAAUAGGCUGAAACUGGUGCAAACAGCACUUAGCCCAGUUUGCAAGACCCAAGACUAGGAGUAUCAAAUGAUGUUGUCUCACCGACGUCACUCCUAGAUUAAUUGUGUCGCUGUGCGCUGUGCUGUAGAUGCACUUUCGUCGCCUUUCUAAUGGACAGACUGCGCCAGGCGUUAGAACUGCACACAACCCGGCUCUGCAAUCUACCUUCUCCGACAAGAAGAGCAGCGUAUUUAAUAACUUCCCGGAGCUGCGGGCUGUAAUCGCGUCCUGGCAUCAUCGCUACCCCCCGACACGCACACACACACAGACAGACCUCGAGUGUGGAAACCACACUCACAGCCCCUUCAUACUUCCGCUCCCCGUGCCUUUUUUUAAAAAAAACUAGAAACACCCCACUCGAUGCUCGUUACGAAAUCAUGCUGUUUCCCAGCGGAGUCGCAGCGCCCGUGAAGAAGCUGCCCCUGCGCGCCGCGCUGCCCGGGGUCUAACUGGAGGGCAGCCGGCCGGCUCUGGGAGCGCUCCGACUGUGGCUGGGUGCUGCUCCGGGAGCAUGGAGGAGGCGCCCCAACACAGCAGCGCCUGCGAGCAGGAAGCGCUGUCCUACCAGAGGAGGAUGUGGAAAAAUUUUCAGGAGAAAACCAAGCCGUUCCUGAGCCCCAAGAUCGGCUCGGACCGUCGCAGUGCAGACGGCAAGAAAGAGCCGGGGAAAUGGACGUUCAGGAGGAAGAGGGGACCGGAGCUGGACCGCGUCUUCUCCUCUUCCCAGCCCAACCUCUGCUGCUCCGCCUCGGUGCCUCUGGACUCGGACGGGUCCGUCCGCGGUAAGCCGGCCCCGGGCGGCGAGAGGGCAAGGGAGCACCAGCUGGCCGGCGCCACCGACCCGCAGCCGGAGCCGGGCAGCCCGCAGCCCGCAGGGUCUCACCCGGCGCUGUCCCACCAGAAGAGCUCCUCCCUGGGUUCGGCCGGCUUCGAGAGCCUGGUGGACCCCGCGGCCGCAGCGGGCGAGCGGCGGGCGAGGAAGAGCGCCGGCGACUCUGGCAUCGGUAGAUUUGGGCCAAGUAAUGCGGAUCCAUCAAGGGCGAAUCCAGGAAUGUUCCAGCUGGACAUCGUGCUGAAGAAGGGGCAGAACUUGGCCAUACGGGACAGAAGAGGAACCAGCGAUCCGUAUGUCAAGUUCAAGAUCUCUGGGAAGGAAGUUUUUAGAAGCAAGACGAUUCACAAAAACCUGAACCCCGUGUGGGAGGAGAAGGCCAGCCUUCUUGUCGACAGCCUGCGGGACCCCCUGUACGUGAAGGUCUUUGACUACGACUUCGGACUGCAAGAUGACUUUAUGGGCUCAGCCUACCUCUACCUUGACACCCUGGAGCACAAAAGGACGACGGAUGUGCUGUUAAAGCUGAAGGACCCCCACUACCCCGAACACGACCUGGGGACGCUGUCGCUCGCGGUCACCCUCUCCCCGAAAGAGGGAGACUUCAGAGAAGCUACCAUGCUAUUGAGAAGGAGUUGGAAAAGAGCGAGUAAGCACCAGAACCAGAGCCUGCGGCUGUCUGAUCUGCACAGGAAGGCCCAGCUGUGGAGGGGCAUCGUCAGCAUCAGCCUGAUUGAGGGUCACGACCUGAAGCCCAUGGACAAAAAUGGCCUGAGUGACCCCUAUGUCAAAUUCAGGCUGGGGCACCAGAAGUACAAGAGCAAGACGAUAGCCAAAACUCUGAACCCGCAGUGGCGGGAGCAGUUUGACUUCCACCUGUACGACGAGCUGGGCGGCAUGAUCGACAUCACCGUCUGGGACAGAGACGCUGGCAAAAGAGACGACUUCAUCGGCAGGUGCCAGGUGGACCUGUCCAGCCUCGCCAAGGAGCAGACCCACCGGCUGGACCUGGAGCUGGAGGAGGGGGAGGGCUCCCUGGUCCUGCUGGUCACCCUGACCGCCUCCGCCACUGUCAGCAUCUCCGACGUGCUGGACGACCCCUGGGAGCGCCAGCAAGUCCUCAGACGAUACAGCCUGGUGAGGUCCUUCCACAACCUGAGGGACGUGGGGAUUGUCCAGGUGAAGGUCAUCCGGGCAGAGGGGCUGAUGGCAGCUGACGUCACAGGCAAAAGUGACCCAUUCUGUGUGGUGGAGCUCAGUAACGACAGGCUGCAGACUCACACGGUCUACAAGAAUCUGAACCCGGAGUGGAACAAGGUUUUUACUUUCAACAUUAAAGACAUCCACUCGGUCCUUGAAGUGACAGUUUAUGAUGAAGACAGAGAUCGAAGUGCUGACUUUCUGGGCAAGAUUGCCAUCCCGUUGUUAUCUAUUCAAAACGGCGAACGGAAAGCCUACGUCUUGAAAAACAAGCAGCUGACAGGGCCAACAAAGGGGGUCAUCUUUCUGGAAAUAGAUGUGAUUUUCAAUGCUGUAAAAGCUGGUCUGAGAACUUUAAUACCGAUAGAACAGAAGUAUAUUGAGGAGGAGCCAAGAGUCUCCAAACAGCUGCUGCUCCGUAACUUCAACCGUGCGAAGCGCUGCGUCGUGGCUCUCCUGAGCGCCGGAUGCUACGUCAACAGCUGCUUCGAGUGGGAGUCGCCGCAGAGGAGCCUCGCUGCCUUUCUGAUCUUCCUGCUGGCGGUGUGGAACUUCGAGCUCUACAUGGUCCCUCUGGCCCUGCUGCUCGUGCUGCUGUGGAACUACAUCCUCAUCCUCCUGGGCAAGGACACCCGGCAAGGUGACGUGCAGCAGGCAGUGGAGGACAUUCUAGAGGACGAUGACGAGGAAUAUGACAAAGACGACAAGGUCCCUGGUUCUCUCCCCUCAGCUGAUGCCCACCUGCCCUCAAGUCAUAUCCUUGAGGAUAUGUUGGCUUCCUGGCAUUUUGACUGGAUACACAUUAUGGUGGACCCGGAGAGAAAGGGCUUCAUGAACAAACUCUACGCCAUCCAGGAUGUGUGCGUCAGCGUGCAGAGUGCCCUGGACGACGUGGCCUCCUACGGGGAGAGAAUAAAGAAUACCUUCAACUGGACUGUGCCUUUCCUGAGCUGGCUGGCCAUCGUGGCUCUCUGCGUCGCCAUCGUUAUCUUAUACUUCAUUCCCCUUCGAUACAUCGUCCUCGCCUGGGGUGUUAAUAAAUUCACCAAGAAACUCCGCGACCCGUAUACAAUCGAUAACAACGAACUGCUGGACUUCCUCUCCCGAGUUCCUUCAGACGUACAAGUGGUGCAGUACCAGGAGCUGAAACCAGAUCUCGGUCACAGCCCCAGCAAGAGGAAGAAAAACAAUCCUGGCUAGCCCACCCAGCACAGGGGCGAUGAAAGGGCAGUCCUGGACCCACCGCCUGCCCAGUCCCUCGUCUUCUACUGUCCUCAAUUUAUUUUCUUUGUGUACGAUAGGCAGAAACAUAUACUGUAAUGAUCAUUGUAAAAAAACAGUUCUUUUUUUCAGGAGGGUAGAAAGUAAACGGUACUUGAACCCCCCCAGAACAGUGUGAGCAAUCUCAAGCUAAUGGGUUUGAUUUAAAGGCAUGAUCUACCUUUCUCCAGGAAGGAAUUCUGCUGAAGGAUACCCACAGAUGUGAUGGUCAGUCUCCGGUAUCGUUUUUCCCACCACUGGCUCGUCACUGAGGUUUGAAUGGUUAGUCCCUUAUUUGCAUAGCGACACACAGCAAGCUCAGAGAUGAGCUGUUUCAGCAGCUGCGACGAGGGGCCUCAGUUUUACCCAGUUAAACAGUGAUGCUUCAUGCACCCACUUAUUUAAGCCUGAGGAAGGCAAGAAACGCUCGAGCUGAGUUUAGUUCUGGUCAUGAGAAAGGGCUAGUUUGGCACUGAACUGGUUGUGGGCUCCACUGGGGGGGCGGGACAGCACCGGUCUUCUGGCAUGGUGGCAUUCUUCCCUGUCUAAGGACGGGGGUGAUGUAAUUUAAUCCUGACAGGGUAAGGAGCCAGGAUCUGAUGCUGGUCUCUCACGGGCUGCCCACUGCACCACUCCCUGGACAGCAGCUAGCUCUGCCAGGCCAGUGGACCGGCCGCCUGCUGGGGCAGACAGUCACACUGCCCAGACUCGCUUUGGAACUGCCCCGGUACACCAGGCGCAGGCUCAUCUCUGACCAUGGGGCAGCGCUUCCAGUUGGGCACAGCGAGUAAUGGGACAGUGCGGUGCUGCAGAGAGACCUACAGUCUGCCCACCACAGGAGGGAAGCCGGACCUGGGGGCCGAGCCCUCUCGUCAGCCAUCACUCCCUCCCUGCCACCGGCUCAGCACCAGGCCGGGCCUGUGGAGCCGAGGAGAAAUGGAAUCUUUGGAAAUGGAAAGUGCCCGUGCGUGAUGCCCACUCUCACACCAUGGACCUCGUGCUCCAGACAGGUUGUUCUUUCAGUAAAACAGUACUGGAUGUUUGCCAAAAAAAAAAGAAGACGACAUACUGUAGCAGGAUAAACGGAGGUAAAAUCCAUCCGUAAGAAGUGUGAAUAAUGUGAAGCGUGUUGUAUGUGCGCCUGUAGGCCAAGAGGGAAACUCUGUGCACUGUGGAGCUCUGGUGCACUUGCCUGCCCGAGUUGUUUUAAUCAGAAUAUGUCUUCUCUUCUCUCACAACAGCCUUAAUCAAUUUCUUAGAGCCCAUUAGAGACGAUGUUUAUCAAACAAAAGAUAAACAUUGUCAAUGCAUUUAUCAUGCUCAAUUUCACACAUGUGUGGCACAGCUGCUCAGUGGUCAGCAUUGCUACCCGGCAGCACUGGGGCCCUGGGUUCAAUUCCUGGGGUGCCGUCUGUGUGGAGUCUGUAUGUUCUCCCUGGGUUCACAUGGGAUUCCUCCCACAGUCUGGAGACAUGCUGGCAGGUUAUUGUCCCUGGUAUAAGUGUGUGAGUAAUCGUGUGCCCUUUGGUAGACUGGUGUUGUCACCCAGGGUGUGCCCUGCCUUGCGCCAGGUGCUUGCUGGGAUAGGAUCCGGCUCCCCCACAGCCCCGGGUUGGAUAAAGAGGUUGGAAGGUGAACAAGAGCUGCAGGCCGAUCAAUCAGGGCCCUGGGCUGAGCAGAGUGCGGCUGGCGUCCGUGGGGGGAUACCCCUCUCUCCCGGGGCUGCCUGCACCCUUUGUCCCGGCUCCACCUCGCGCUCCCAGCCAGCUUCUGUCCUCCUUUCACAACCGGAGUCGUGUUUCUGUUUGGGAGGUGGGAAGAGUAGGAGCCUUUGGACUCUCGGGUCCCAUCCUGACUUUUCCUUCUCCUUCUAACACUAUACGGAUUCAGGAUGCAGUGUGUGUGUGUGGGAGACCUAGGGGGCUUUCCAAGAGCAUCUGUUUGAGGAUCAUCGCCAAGAUUAAUAUAGGAAAAAGAAUGUUUCCCCUGCUCGCUCCCAGAGGAAGAGGCUGGAUUUCAAUGUCGCCUUCAUCGAUGAAGAAAAUACUCGGAACACUUCAAUUAGCUUCACAAGUCCCACAAUAACUACCCCAGCCUGCAGUGCCCUUUCAUUCUGUGCAUUCAUACGUGCAAUAUACAUAAAAGAUUCAGAAUCACCCAAAAUACCAUUUUUAUAUUAUUUUAGCAGCAGUUUGGUCUUGUUUAUAUUAUAGAUGUUGUUUAUGUAACAUUUAAGAUUGCGUGUUUCAAUACACUGCUGUCAACUGAAAACUGAUCUCCUGAAGCACUUUCUCAUGCUGUAAUCUAUAAAAACAUGGAUGUUUAUACAUGCGUAUGUUCUUUAGAUUUAGAAAAUGUCUGAUGAGCACUUUGCAUUGCACUGCAGAAAAUGGUGCAAAGAACGAUUUUGCUCAGAGAGGUGAAGAAGGGGAUGUUGAAUGUUGAAGAAGGGAGAAAUCAAAACAGAAUUUGUUCCUGGUGGAUCUCACUCUAGAAUAUUUGCAUCAACGAUAUUUAUGAGUUUUCUGUCCUCAUCCUUGCCUUUUCUAUUGUGUACAUAAUUUAUUACUGUGUUUUCUAUGCUUGUAAAGCAAGGUCACCUAUUUAUGAUACUGUACAGAUGUACUUCAUUUCUGUAAGAACCUGUGUGACGAGCUAGCUUUGGCGGGCAUGCCAUCUGCUCAGCGCUCCUCUGAAUUCACAGUACGGGCUGCCGUCCCCAUCCACACAGCUUGCUGGUCACUUUACUGGGGAGGGUGGAGGGGAGUAAGGCUCAGAUAUGUAAAUCGAGAUAUAAAAAUUGAAUGCAUCUACUGUAUGUUACGUGAGAAAUUAAAUAUUUUUAUUGCAAGCCAAAUAAAGAGAACAUAAAGUGAGG
Lepisosteus oculatus (spotted gar) is the source of this 7097-nucleotide messenger RNA. RefSeq names its product multiple C2 domains, transmembrane 1a (gene mctp1a). Gene Ontology annotation, cellular component: synaptic vesicle membrane. The record is from RefSeq and is a predicted model, not a curated record. Gene Ontology annotation, molecular function: calcium ion binding. Lineage: Eukaryota; Metazoa; Chordata; Actinopteri; Semionotiformes; Lepisosteidae. Gene Ontology annotation, biological process: regulation of neurotransmitter secretion.